This is a messenger RNA of Vitis riparia (riverbank grape), 600 nucleotides long. RefSeq lists its product as uncharacterized. Gene Ontology annotation, biological process: translation. The transcript has a single exon. Gene Ontology annotation, cellular component: ribosome. Gene Ontology annotation, molecular function: 5S rRNA binding; structural constituent of ribosome. Lineage: Eukaryota; Viridiplantae; Streptophyta; Magnoliopsida; Vitales; Vitaceae. The coding region runs from base 44 to 415 and encodes 123 amino acids. The record is from RefSeq and is a predicted model, not a curated record.
UGAACAUUACAUCAACUGACCCAAGCGAUAUGUGCUCCGCAAAAUGGAGGGUCAGCAUCACCAUCUCCUCCGCCUAGUGCUCUCCUGCAGAAAACUUACAGCGCAGGUCACCAGCCCCAGAACCGACUCCAUCGUGGCCAUGGCCUCCUCCUCCGAGAACGAGUUCCUCGCCCAGUACCGCGCCAAGCUCCACCGCUUCCCCAGAUCGCACAACUUCUGGGACGCCAAAAUCGCCUCCCGCAUCGGGGAAAAGCUGGGCCUCCGCCUCCGCGACAUCGGUGUCUCCGACGUAGAGAUCGACAUCCACGAGGAGCUCUCCCGCCCCAUCCAUCACCGCAGAAUGGUCAUGCCCCUUUUCGAAUCGGUCCGCCGCGUCGGCAUCUUCGUCUCCGGCGCUGAGAAGUUGGAGUCGUAGGGUUUCGCAAACGAACGGCCAGGAUUUGUUGGGUAUACAAUUUUUCUUCUGCCCGAUUUUACUUGAGCAAUAAUGGGAAAGGUCAUAUGAAUUUUUUUUUAUGACCAAAACUGUAAUUUUAAUAAUUUUAAUUCUCCUACUUUGAGUAAUAAUCCGCUAUAUUUAUUUGUAGAAUUUUUUCUUGA